UUAUUUGUCGAUUAAAUGCAAAACUAAUAACCAUUUAAAGGGAAACGAGAAAAAUGUUACGAAAUGUGAGCCAAAGUGUGUCAAAGUUGUUGGGAAGUCAUUCAAGACACGGCUGCGCGGCCAAGACAACUGAUCCAACGCUUCAACACUUAUGUAAACAAAUUGGUUGCCAUCGACUGUACUCUUCAGUGAGUAAUUCACAUGAAAUCCCGGAUAACAUCGCUUACGUCGAAGAGGCAUCUGAUCCGUCAUUCUUUCAUAUGGUUGAGUACUUCUACCACAAGGGAUGGCAAGUGGUUGAAGACAAACUCGUCGAAGAGCUUAAAGGCAAACAAAGCGCCGAAGAGAAGCGCAAGAAAGUGAGAGGAUAUCUGUCGAUAUUAGGUCCGUGUCACGCCGUCCUCGAAGUCUCCUAUCCUAUCAAACGAGAUAACGGCGACUAUGUUAUGAUCAACGGCUGGAGAGCACAGCACAGUCACCAUCGGGUGCCCUGUAAAGGAGGCAUUCGUUUCAGUCCUGAUGUCUGUUUGGAUGAAGUGAAGGCUUUGUCAGCUCUGAUGACAUUCAAGUGUGCUGUAGUGGACGUGCCUUUCGGUGGCGCCAAAGCCGGCCUUAAGAUAAACCCCAAAGACUUUAGUGAUCAAGAGUUGGAGAAAAUCACCCGUAAUUUCGCGCUUCAACUGUCGAAGAAGGGCUUCUUAGGGCCGGGCAUUGAUGUGCCGGCGCCUGAUAUGGGGACCGGAGAGCGGGAAAUGAGUUGGAUUGCAGACACGUAUUCGCAGACCAUAGGGUAUACAGAUAUGAACGCUCACGCGUGUGUGACCGGCAAACCCAUAAAUCAGGGCGGAAUCCACGGCCGCAUCUCCGCCACCGGAAGAGGAGUUUUUCACGGAAUCGACAACUUUAUAAACGAGGCCUCAUAUAUGUCACUGAUUGGCGACACUCCCGGUUGGGGUGGGAAGACGUUUAUCAUUCAAGGCUUUGGUAACGUUGGCCUUCACUCCAUGCGAUACCUAAACAGAGCGGGCGCUCGAUGUAUAGGAAUCCAGGAAAGGGACGGAAGUAUUUUCAAUCAGAACGGAAUCGAUCCCAAAGAGCUCGAGGACUGGAAGAUGAAUAACGGAACUGUUGUCGGUUUCCCUAACGCCGCGCCCUAUGAGGGCCCGCAGGAGGCACUCAUGUACGAGAAGUGCGAUGUUCUCGUGCCCGCAGCCAUCGAAAAGGUUAUCACCAAAGAUAACGCCCAUAAACUUCAGUGCAAAAUAAUAGCAGAGGCGGCCAACGGCCCGAUCACACCCGCCGCUGAUAAGAUACUCAUUGAUAGGAAUAUAUUAGUUAUACCCGAUCUGUAUAUCAACGCCGGCGGAGUCACCGUAUCCUACUUUGAAUGGCUUAAAAAUCUAAAUCAUGUCAGUUAUGGCCGAUUGCUGUUCAAAUACGAGCGCGACUCUAAUUAUCACUUAUUGGAGAGCGUUCAGGAAUCUCUUGAGAGGCGUUUUGGCAAAGCUGGCGGUCGUAUACCUAUAAUCCCGAGCGAAUCAUUUCAGAAAAAAAUAUCCGGUGCUUCUGAAAAAGAUAUCGUCCACUCGGGUCUCGACUAUACUAUGGAACGGUCGGCGCGGGCAAUAAUGAGAACUGCAAUGAAGUAUAAUUUAGGCCUCGAUUUACGUAGUCGACGAAUACACUUGAGUUAA
Molecule: messenger RNA, 1694 nt
Organism: Medioppia subpectinata
Lineage: Eukaryota; Metazoa; Arthropoda; Arachnida; Sarcoptiformes; Oppiidae
Source: the annotation of a GenBank genome assembly